Messenger RNA from Myotis davidii, 1602 nucleotides. RefSeq names its product zinc finger protein 64 homolog, isoforms 3 and 4. The transcript is spliced from 3 exons. Gene Ontology annotation, cellular component: nucleus. The coding region runs from base 187 to 840 and encodes 217 amino acids. Lineage: Eukaryota; Metazoa; Chordata; Mammalia; Chiroptera; Vespertilionidae. The record is from RefSeq and is a predicted model, not a curated record. Gene Ontology annotation, biological process: regulation of gene expression.
CUUUUGCUAGUCAACUUACUGGAAGAGAAUGGAAAUAAACCUGGGAAUGAAAACUGCUUUUAUAACUUCAAGUUCUUGAUUUGGACAUGUCAAAAAAAAAAAAAGAUUGCCGAGACAGCACAAGGAGACAAACCACACAAGUGUGAGUUCUGUGACAAGAGCUUCUGCCGGAAGGACAAUCUGACCAUGCACAUGCGGUGCCACACCAGUGUGAAGCCCCACAAGUGUCACCUGUGCGACUACGCCGCCGUGGACAGCAGCAGCCUUAAGAAGCACCUGCGGAUCCACUCCGACGAGCGGCCCUACAAGUGCCAGCUCUGCCCCUACGCCAGCCGCAACUCCAGCCAGCUCACCGUCCACCUCCGGUCCCAUACGGGAGAAACCCCCUUCCAGUGCUGGCUGUGUAGCGCCAAGUUCAAAAUCAGCUCGGACUUGAAAAGGCACAUGAUCGUGCACUCGGGGGAGAAGCCGUUCAAGUGCGAGUUCUGCGACGUCCGCUGCACCAUGAAGGCGAACCUCAAGUCGCACAUCCGCAUCAAGCACACCUUCAAGUGCCUGCACUGCAGCUUCCAGGGCCGGGACCGGGCGGACCUGCAGGAGCACAGCCGGCUGCACCAGGCCGACCACCCCGAGAAGUGCCCCGAGUGCAGCUACUCCUGCUCCAGCGCGGCCGCCCUGCGCGUGCACAGCUGGGUCCACUGCAAGGACCGCCCCUUCAAGUGCGACUUCUGCAGCUUCGACACCAAGCGGUCCAGCAGCCUGGCCAAGCACUUCGACAGGGUGCACAGGGACGAGGCCAAAACAGAGAACCGGGCCCCGCAGGGCAAGGAGGGGCCCUGAGACGGCGGCUCUCCGCACGUGGCCAAAGUCAAAUCAUAACUCAGUGGAGCGGGCCUUCCGCUGCGAGACCUGCGGGGCCGCCUUCGUCCAGGACGACUCUCUGCGAUGCCACAGGAAGCAGCACAGCGACCAGAGCGAGAACAAGAACUCGGACUUGGUCACCUUCCCACCCAAAAGCGGUGCCUCGGGGCAGCCGGGCACCCUGGUCUCCAUGGGGCAGCUGGAGGCCGCCCUGGAGCCCGGCCUCUGAUCCCACGAGGAAGGUGGUGAGCUGCCCAGAAACCCAGGCAAAGGCUGUUCCCAGCCAUUGGGUGUGGCCAUCAAGCCAGACUUUGUCACCAGCUCUGGGCAUGGCUGCCCCCAACUCAUGGGCCUCCAGACACCCCGGCUGCAGUCCCUGUGGCCAGAAGGCAGAUGCCUCCCACCACUGUCCUCCCUCCAAGAACCCACGAGGCAAGGUGACCAGUCGGCCCAGGUGACCAGGGUGGGGCCCACUGAGCACUGCUCUGCCCAGUAGGACCAGCUUCUUUAUGUUGGACUCCAGUCCUAAGACGGGGCCGUCUCUGGUGCAGUUGUUAAAUGACUGAGACUACAUGGGACACGAAAACUAAACUGGGAAAGGUUAGGGGGAGGAUGGGUACACGAGGCUCUGGGAAGCUCUAGUUCUUAACCCUGGUGGUGGUGGGUUUCAGAGUGCUCGCCUUACACGUUUUUGUAUAGUUCCUCUUGUCAGUUGUCUUAAAAUAAAAGUCAUCUGCCUAA